Phaedon cochleariae (mustard beetle) is the source of this 7332-nucleotide messenger RNA. The record is from the annotation of a GenBank genome assembly. NCBI's taxonomy places the organism in Eukaryota, Metazoa, Arthropoda, Insecta, Coleoptera, Chrysomelidae.
GUUUACAAUUACAAAACUUGAACAUAAACGUCCGGUCCGAGAGCAUCCAAAUUCCGAGAAAGUGGAACUAGUGGAAGAGAAAAAGCGUUCAUGACGAUGAAGAACAGAAGUACCAGAGUGAAAGGAUAAUAUACUGUGACCAGAGUAGGUUUCCGAUUCCAACUUCCCAAGUCGUGGAUGAAUCCUUGGCGAAUGAACCACUUUUAUUUCUCUGCUAUUCAAAAAUAGUAGAGAUUUAUCCGAGAGGUUGAUCAGACUUCAGAUAGGAUUGUUUGGAUGAGCAAAGGUGACUGAAAAAGUAGAAAAGGUGGUUCUGGUUAAUUUUAUUAAAUGAUUAUGAUGAGGCAAGGAAUGAUGGUGAAAUGAGCUAACUCAAUGAUUUUGGUACUUGGACUUGCAGUUUAUCAAAUAUAAUAUCUAGUCCUCUCAGUUUCAGAAUAAAAUGGCCAGCCCAUCUCCUCAAAACAGCCCAAUGCCACCACCUCAGGCACCCAGCCCUAUGGGCCCCCCUCCCUCCCACAGUCCUGCACCGCCUUCUCCUGUUCCUCAACCUCAGUAUCAAGGCCCUCCAACAGGAGCUCCCACCCAAACCCAUUAUCCAAAUCACUCUAGCCAGUACCAAGGACACCCUGGAAUGCCACCUGAACAACAUUCCCAAAUGAUGGGUAGCCCAUCUCCCCAUCAUCAAUAUGCCCCUCAGGGAUACCCCCAGCAAGCUGGGCCUCCCCAUGGACAUGCAGGUCCCCCUCAGGUACAUGCAGGACCUCCUCAAGGUCACCCAGGAGCUCCUCAAGGUCAUGUUAACGCUCCUCAAGGUCACCCAGGGCAUCCACCUUCACAUCCAGGUCAUGUGGCUUCACAGAUGAGAAGGUUCAUCCGGGACAUCCAUCAUCCCAACAAGGUUUGCAAGGCCAUUCCCAGUCACAGCAAAUCCAUCCUGGCCACCCACCACAACAAGGCCAUCCUGGGCACGUGCCACCCCAACAAGGACAUCCUGGGCAUGCGCCACCCCAACAAGGACAUCCUGGGCAUGCGCCACCGCAACAAGGACAUCCUGGGCAUGCGCCACCGCAACAAGGACAUCCUGGGCAUGUGCCACCGCAACAAGGACAUCCUGGGCAUCCGCCACCUCAACAAGGACAUCCUGGGCAUGCGCCACCGCAACAAGGACAUCCUGGACAUGCGCCACCUCAACAAGGACAUCCUGGACAUGCGCCACCUCAACAAGGACAUCCUGGGCAUGCGCCACCGCAACAAGGACAUCCUGGACAUGCGCCACCUCAACAAGGACAUCCUGGGCAUGCACCACCUCAACAGGUUCAUUCUGGGCAUCCUCAACCCCAACAGAGUCAUCCUGGGCAACAUCCAGCUCAACAGGGCCAUCCUGGGCAACAUCCAACCCAAGGGCACCCAAACGUGCCACCCGCAGGGCAUGCUGGUCAAGUGAACAGUCAUACGCCACAUAACAUGCAUCCAGGCCAUUAUCCAGGCCACCCGAUGCAGCAGCGCCCGCCACACCCAGCAGCUGCGCCUGGGCCUCCCGCCCCAGCUGGGCAGCCGCAGCAACAGCCGCGUCCGCAGGCCGCCGAGAACCUGCACGCGCUGCAGAAGGCCAUCGACACGAUGGAGGAGAAGGGCCUGCAGGACGACCAGCGGUACUCGCAGCUGCUGGCGCUGCGAGCCAGGACGACGGCUGCGGCGAGCGGAGGAGGCGCGCAGGCGCUGAACGCCGUGCAGAUGGGGCAGCUGCGCAACCAGAUCAUGGCGUACAGAUGUCUGGCCAGAAACCAGCCGAUCCCGACCUCCGUGCUGAUGGGUUUGCAGGGCAAGCGGCCCGACGGCUCGGCCCAGUUUCCCACACCGCCCUCGAGCCCUUUCCAGGGCCAGGGUGCGGGUCAAACCGCGGCGGCCGACCAGCCCGUGGCAGCCGGCGCCGGCGCUGACGGGCCGCCCGAAGUGGCUGCCGCCGGGCCGCCCGCACCAGGUGCACAAACUGCAGCCAAUCAACAGAGAGGCCCAGGAGGUCAGUUAGUCCCCACAAAACAAAACCGUCUCACCACCAUGCCAAAACCAUGCGGAAUCGAUCCGGUCAUUCUUCUCCAAGAACGAGAAAACCGAGUGGCUGCCAGAAUAGCUGCUCGUAUCGAGCAAGUCAGCAACUUACCCACCGACAUGUCAGACAAGCUGCGCAUCCAAGCUCAGAUAGAGCUCAGAGCCCUCAGGUGCCUGAACUUCCAGCGACAGCUCAGAAGCGAAAUAUUGAGCUGCAUUCGUAAAGACACCACUCUCGAGACAGCUGUCAAUAUAAAAGCGUACAAACGUACGAAAAGGCAAGGUCUGCGCGAAGCUAGGGCCACAGAAAAACUCGAGAAACAACAAAAACUCGAAGCCGAAAGGAAGAGGAGACAAAAGAACCAGGAGUUCCUCAACUCGGUGUUGUCGCAUGCGAAGGAAUUCAAGGAGUUCCACAGGCAGAAUCAAGUCAAGUUGGCUAAGAUCAAUAAGGCUAUCAUUAAUUACCAUGCAAAUGCUGAGAGAGAACAGAAGAAGGAACAAGAGAGAAUUGAGAAAGAACGUAUGAGAAGAUUGAUGGCAGAAGAUGAAGAAGGUUACAGAAAACUCAUCGAUCAGAAGAAAGACAAACGUCUAGCGUUCCUCUUAUCCCAAACCGACGAGUACAUCAGCAAUUUGACAGAAAUGGUGAAACAGCACAAGCUUGAUCAAGCCACCAAGAAACGAGAAGAAGAACGACGAAAGAGGAAACAGCAGAAGAUGGCGGAGCCUGACAGGAAAGUGACAGUCAUCGAGAGGGAAACCGGCAACAAGUUGACGGGUGAAAACGCUCCCACCCUAAGACAGGCUCAGGAGUGGCUGCAGCAGCACCCCGGUUGGGAAAUGGUCGACACAGACGAUGAAGAAGACGAUGAAGAGAGAAGGCGGAACGAAGCUGACAAGGAGAUCGACGCGAAAGAGGUCAUCAAUAAAGCGAAAGUGGAGGACGACGAAUACCACAAGAACGCCAUAGACGAGCAGAACUAUUACAGUAUCGCGCAUACAGUGCACGAAAUGGUUACGGAGCAAGCCUCAAUUAUGGUCAACGGCCAACUGAAAGAGUACCAGAUCAAGGGUUUGGAAUGGAUGGUGUCUUUGUACAAUAACAAUUUGAAUGGGAUUUUGGCCGAUGAGAUGGGUCUCGGAAAGACUAUACAGACCAUCGGUCUAAUAACGUAUCUCAUGGAGAAGAAGAAGCUGAAUGGACCUUUCCUGAUUAUUGUUCCACUAUCAACUAUAUCGAAUUGGAUGUUGGAAUUCGAAAAAUGGGCGCCGACAGUCAUUAUUAUAGCAUACAAAGGAUCACCAGUUGUAAGAAGAACGUUACAAAAUCAAAUGAGAGCAGGAAAAUUCAAUGUUCUUCUAACUACUUACGAGUAUAUUAUUAAAGACAAAGGUGUCUUAGCAAAGUUGCCUUUCAAGUACAUGAUAAUAGACGAAGGUCAUCGUAUGAAAAACCACCACUGCAAAUUGACUCAAGUCCUGAAUACGCAUUAUCUAGCUCCGUACCGCCUAUUGUUGACCGGUACCCCAUUACAAAAUAAGCUUCCUGAAUUGUGGGCUCUACUCAACUUCUUGCUGCCGUCUAUUUUCAAAAGUUGUUCCACUUUUGAACAGUGGUUCAAUGCCCCGUUUGCUACGACAGGAGAAAAGGUGGAACUCAAUGAAGAAGAAACCAUUCUAAUCAUCCGACGUCUUCACAAAGUACUUCGCCCUUUCCUCCUAAGGCGUCUCAAAAAAGAAGUAGAGUCCCAAUUGCCUGAUAAAGUCGAAUAUAUUAUCAAAUGUGACAUGUCCUCUCUACAAAAAGUGCUUUACCAACAUAUGCAGAGCAAGGGCGUUCUACUCACAGAUGGCUCUGAAAGAGGCUCUAAAGGAAAGGGCGGAGCCAAAGCGCUCAUGAACACCAUCGUGCAGCUGAGGAAGCUCUGCAACCAUCCGUUCAUGUUCCCGAACAUCGAGGAGAAGUACUGCGACCACGUGGGCAUCGCGGGCGGCAUAAUGUCCGGCCCCGACACCUACCGGGCCUCUGGCAAAUUCGAGCUGCUAGAUCGUAUUUUGCCAAAACUCAAAACGACCAAUCACCGAGUGCUGCUCUUCUGUCAGAUGACGCAGCUGAUGACCAUCAUGGAGGACUAUUUGAACUGGCGCGGGUUCAAGUAUCUGCGGCUGGACGGUACGAUCAAGUCCGAGGACCGAGGGGACUUGCUGAAGAAGUUCAACGACAAGGAUAGCGAUUACUUCUUGUUCUUGUUGUCGACGAGGGCUGGCGGGUUGGGGCUCAACUUGCAGACUGCUGAUACUGUUAUUAUUUUUGAUUCUGAUUGGAAUCCCCACCAAGAUUUACAAGCACAAGAUCGCGCCCAUCGUAUCGGCCAAAAGAACGAGGUGCGAGUGUUGCGUCUGAUGACGGUCAACUCGGUAGAAGAACGCAUCCUCGCUGCUGCCAAAUACAAGCUCACCAUGGACGAGAAGGUCAUCCAGGCUGGCAUGUUCGACCAGAAGUCGACCGGCUCGGAGCGGCACCAGUUCCUGCAGAGCAUCCUGCACAACGACGGCAGCGACGAGGAGGAGGAGAACGAGGUGCCCGACGACGAGACUGUCAACCAGAUGGUUGCGCGGACGGAGGACGAGUUCCAGCUGUUCCAGAAGAUGGACACGGAGAGGCGGGCGAUAGAAGAAAAGCUCGGACCUUACAAAAAAUACAGGCUGAUCCAAGAGGGCGAACUACCCGACUGGCUGAUCAAGGAGGACGAGGAGGUCGAGACGUGGAGCUUUGACGACCCCGAGGCGCUGCUCGGCCGUGGAACGCGCCAGCGGAAGGAAGUCGAUUACGGCGACAGCUUGACGGAGAAGGAAUGGCUGAAGGCCAUCGACGAGGACGGAGAUUACGAUGACGACGAGGAGGAGGAGAAAGAGCAGGUGAAAAAGAAGAGAGGAAGGAAGAAGAGAAAGAGGGAUGAAUCGGACGAUGACACGGCUAGUAGCAGUGGAAGGAAAAGGAAGAUACCGCAUAGUCAGUCAGAGGCGAAGAUCAAGAAAAAGAUGAAGAAGCUUAUGAGCGUUGUUAUCAAUUAUACUGAUAGAGAUGAACGGCAGUUGAGUGAUCAGUUCAUCAGGUUGCCACCACGUAAGGAGUAUCCAGACUAUUAUACAAUAAUAAAGAAGCCAAUAGAUAUAACCAAAAUUAUGAAUUACAUCGAGGAUGGAAAGUACACCGAAUUCUCGGACCUCGAGCGCGACUUCAUGCUGCUCUGCCAGAACGCGCAGAUCUACAACGAGGAGGCGUCCAUCAUCCACGAGGACAGCAUCGUCCUCCAGUCGGUGUUCUCUAACGCCAAGCAGAAGCUGGAGGCCGCCUUCGAUUCGGAGGACGAGAAGGAGGACAAUAACUCCGACGGGGAGGCCACGCCGCGGUCGAAGGGGAAGGGCAAGUCGAAGAGACGGCCCGGCAGGCCGAAGAGGUCCGCCAAGAAGUACGUGUCGGAUGAAGAUGAUGACGAAUAGGUUGUGGCGCUGGGAGAGAGAGAGGUGGUGAAGCAAGUUGAUUUUCAUUUGGAUUUUUUUUUCUUAUUUUUGAUUGUAGCUGGAUUUUAUACACAAUAAUUCUCAAGAUGGUAAUGUAUAAGUACAGUGUAAUUUAUAAAGUCGGCAUCAUAUCAUGAGAAACACUUUCAUUAAUAAUUUAUUAAAAAAAAAAUGAAAAAUUGACUAGGUACUCGGUUGUGGUCUCGUGACUUUCGCUACAUGUCAAAAGUUGAAUUUUUUUCAAAUUAAUCGCUGAAUUUCGAAAGAGUGCUGAGGACAGAUGUUUCUAUUCCAAUUUUACAUAUGUGUCACGAAUUUGAACGUUCUACAACAACUUCUAGUUUUUGAUAUUUUCUCAGUUUCUACAAAAUGUCUGUGAUAUUAACACAAAUGAACAGUGACAAAACUAAUUCGAUUUUCUUCAGAAAAUAGUAAUCCUUCCUUCAAAUUUCUGUUACGUCUUAUCAUUCAGGAGCGACAUUUAAUUAAAUUUAAUUUUUUUAUCACUAAAAUGAUGCCAAAAUCAUCUAUUGAAAUAUCAUCAAACUACUUUACGUAUCUUACCAGAGUUUAGGGCAUUUUUGUCAAAGUUACAAUUAGAAAAAAUUGAAAAAAUAAGAACUAAAAGUUGUAAUAGAACGUUCAAAUUCGCGACAAAUGUGUAAAAUUGGAAUAGAAACAACUUUUCUCAGUUAACUUUUCUGGAAUUUGCACAAAUGAGCUUAUUUUCAGCGAUUAAUUUGAAAAUAUGUAACUUUUGACAUGUAGCAAAAGUCACGUGACUUCCGACCGAGCCAUUUUUCAUCUCUUUUGAAGCAAAACUUGAUGCCCAAGUCGAAUUUCAAAAUAAAUUAUUGAAAGAUUUUCCCAUAUGAUGCCAACUUUAUGAAUGACGCUGUAGACUGAGAGCCAGCGAUCGGCAGACUUACGGUAUGUUAGCAAACUCCAUAUUGAUGCUAGGUAUACUAUUUCACCUGCCGUAGGUGAAAUGGGAAUGCAUGUCUGCCAUUUGAAUAUCCUAAAGUACAGUGUGUCCAGUUUUCCAUGCUUUUGCGUGAUAUCUCAGUUAUCUUUGGAGAUAUAGAACCUUGCAGUUUUCGCGGUUUUGUGCCACUUUUUUGUGAAACUCAAGAUGGUCUAAUCAGAUUUUGCAGAACUGUUCUCGUUUAUGAGAUACAGGGCGAAUUUGAAAAUUUAUACUUUUUGAAUCCCCUAAAUAGAUACGAAGUUUCUCGGCGAAAAUGUCAAAUUGAAAUCUCGCGCGCACAAUUUUUUUUUCGGGGUUUGAUUUUGGAGAUACGACUCAAACUUGUGAUUUUUAAAAUGAAACACCGUGUGAUUCAUAAGCUAAUUAAAUUCCUAUGUUUUUUCCUUCAAAAUGAUAUACAGUAUGAUGCAAAUGUAUGGAAUAAAUUAAUUUCAAAACAAGACGACUUUCGAAAAAAAACAAAAACUAGAGUUUAGAACUUUUUUUCGGCGUAUUUUUUUAACUAGACGACCCUUAGAUGUUCAAUUCUCAGUAGCAGAACUCUGCAAGAUUCAAUUAAUCACAUGAUAAUCCAUUUUAAUUUCAAUCUUCUUAUGCAACAUUUUGACUGUUGAAUAGACGAUCGGUAGACCUUUCAAUCAAGGUGUCACAUGACCCCUAUUUGUAUUUGAAAAAAUCGUCCAUUACGUCUUUACUCCAACACCGGUGACGUAACAUCUCUCAUAUGAAUAUCAUGAGAUGAGGCUUCAGAAAUUAAAACCCAC